Girardinichthys multiradiatus is the source of this 4390-nucleotide messenger RNA. It is a transcript of the gene pimr213, whose product is annotated as Pim proto-oncogene, serine/threonine kinase, related 213. Lineage: Eukaryota; Metazoa; Chordata; Actinopteri; Cyprinodontiformes; Goodeidae. The transcript has 9 exons. The record is from RefSeq and is a predicted model, not a curated record. Bases 1112 to 2269 code for a protein of 385 amino acids.
AAUAAUGCAAGUAAUGCAAACUGAAAUGUCUAUUGAUGUCUAAAUAGUAAUAUCUAUAUUAGGGAUUGUACAUGAUAACAGAUAAUAAAUUAAAUUAAAACCCACAUCUACAUUAAAAUUGUGUCUCUCUUAGAAACCCCUUUUGCUAUGUUUACUUAACUUAAAAAAAGUUUGCUUGAAAACUUUGGAAGAUUAAGGACAAAAGAACAAACUUCUGCAUUUUCAGAUGGAGCUUUUGGGUUUUUGGUAAUUUCUCUGAUCAUUAAACAGUCUGAUCUUUGGGUACAUUGCUGAAACUUUCUAUUUUAGAAUGAUUGAUCACUGUCUUGUUGUUUGUCACUUGCAAAUUAUAUUUUUCACUGUCAAAUGAUGAACUUAAUGAAUCGCCCUAUAAACUUUUCAGAUUACAGGACAGCAACUACUGUUUCUCUGAGGUUAUUGCUGAUGUUUUCCUAGCUUGGGAUUGUGUUAAUACACAAAUGCAUUUUCCAGAGCAGCAAACUGCUAAAAAUCCUGCUUCUAUAGAGGUGCUCCUGUGCUUCCCGUAGCUCCUGAAUGCAGCAUCAAUUGGAUUAAGGAAUGGACCAAUACUAAUAUUUCAUUUUGACCCUUUAAAUCACACCCACGACGGCAUGAUGGAACGUUUUAGCAGAGUUUGAUGCUUCUGAUGGGCUUAUGUGUCACAACUAGAACUCUUCAGAACUUCAGAACCGUUUUCGCUCUCUGCCGCCACCAAGCGGUCAUUUUAGUUACACAAAACACAGACAAAUGACUGCGACAAUUUCUAAAAAACAUUGUUUCUUAUUACAUGUUCAUAUCAUUUUGUGUUUUUAUAAUCUGUUAAUGAUCUGUCUGAACAGCCCUCUAAGUUUUGGUAAAUCAUUCAAUCUGAGCUAUGAUCUGUCUUUGCCUUUUUAAAGAGAGAAAAGUAACAAAUGUGCAAUAUAAGACGCCACAUUUUUCAUGCAUAACAACCCAAAUGUCAGUGGUAAAAUAUGCUAAAACCACAAACUUGCUGCACCUUUAGAAGACAUCAUCUUUCACUGUGCCUCAAAGUGGAAAUAACGCCCCCUGACGUCUGCGUGAAGGCACGAUACAAUCAGGGGAAGUGAUGCCAGCUGUUGAGUUGACUGGCACCAACUGGGUUUUCUUAUUUAAGUCAGAAGAGCAGGGCCAGUCGGUGCAAAAGUUGCCCUCUUCUAACAGAAUGAGACUGGGUUCUUGUUUGUUGGUGCUGCUUGGGCUUGGAUUCUUGUCAACAGAAGCUUCAGAACCCGUCCCCUCGCACAACGGGAGUGCAGAGGCCUGGGAACCCGUCCCCUCGCACAACGGGAGUGCAGAGGCCUGGGAACCCGUCCCCUCGCACAACGGGAGUGCAGAGGCCUGGGAACCCGUCCCUUCGCACAACGGGAGUGCAGAGGCCUGGGAACCCGUCCCCUCGCACAACGGGAGUGCAGAGGCCUGGGAACCCGUCCCCUCGCACAACGGGUGUGCAGAGGCCUGGGAACCCGUCCCCUCGCACAACGGGAGUGCAGAGGCCUGGGAACCCGUCCCCUCGCACAACGGGAGUGCAGAGGCCUGGGAACCCGUCCCUUCGCACAACGGGAGUGCAGAGGCCUGGGAACCCGUCCCUUCGCACAACGGGAGUGCAGAGGCCUGGGAACCCGUCCCUUCGCACAACGGGAGUGCAGAGGCCUGGGAACCCGUCCCUUCGCACAACGGGAGUGCAGAGGCCUGGGAACCCGUCCCCUCGCACAACGGGUGUGCAGAGGCCUGGGAACCCGUCCCUUCGCACAACGGGUGUGCAGAGGCCUGGGAACCCGUCCCCUCGCACAACGGGAGUGCAGAGGCCUGGGAACCCGUCCCUUCGCACAACGGGAGUGCAGAGGCCUGGGAACCCGUCCCCUCGCACAACGGGAGUGCAGAGGCCUGGGAACCCGUCCCCUCGCACAACGGGAGUGCAGAGGCCUGGGAACCCGUCCCCUCGCACAACGGGAGUGCAGAGGCCUGGGAACCCGUCCCCUCGCACAACGGGAGUGCAGAGGCCUGGGAACCCGUCCCCUCGCACAACGGGAGUGCAGAGGCCUGGGAACCCGUCCCCUCGCACAACGGGAGUGCAGAGACCUCGGAAGACCUAGAGGAAAACCUGGUUGAGGAGGGAGACAUGAUUGUGAUGGAAGACCGGAAUGCCAUUAAAAGGGUGUGGCCAAAUGCAAUUGUCCCUUAUGAAAUCCGUCCGAACCUUGGUCGAGUGGCGGAAAGCCUUUAGGAUGAUAUCAGCAUCCACGUGUAUUCGCUUUAUUCCACACAAGAAUGAGCUUAACUACAUCCAUAUUAAAGAUGGCAAAGGCUGUGCAUCCUUUGUUGGCAUGAUUGGCGGACGUCAGCCAAUCUACUUUGUGCCAUCCUGCUCCUUGGGGAACCUGGCUCAUGAGCUCAUCCACGCUUUAGGAUUGUACCAUGAGCAAAACCGUUAUGACAAAGACAAAUACGUUGCCAUCAAUUGGUCAAGCAUCAUUCCAAGUCUUCACAAGGAGGGUAAGCCCCAAAUGGUCAUUGCUGAAGAAGCUGGUUGUUCAGAGUUCUGUAUUCAAGCGUAUUGAGAGAAAAUUGAGUGGAAGGAAGAAGUGUGGUGGGAAAAUGUGCACAAGCAACAAGGAGAACUGCAGCCUUGAGAGGAUUCUCAAGCCAAAUCAUUCAAGAAUUUGGGAGGAGCUUCAUAAGGAAUGGACUGAGGCUGGAGUCGGUGCAUCAAGAGCCACCACACACAGAUGAAUACUAGACGUGGUCUAUAAAUGUUGCAUUCCUUGUGUCAAGCCACUCUUGAACCAACGACAUCAGAUGUGUCUUACCUGAGCUAAGGAGAACAUGAACUGGACCGCUGCUCAAUGGUCCAAAGUCCUGUUUUCAGAUGAAAAUAUAUUCUGCCUUUCAUUUGGAAAUCCAUGUCCCAUAGUCUGGAGGAAGAGUGGAGAGGCACAGGAUCCAUGUUGCUUGAAGUCCAGCGUGAAGUUUCCACAGCAAGAAGGGAAACUUCAAGGUUAAACGUGGAAACACUCUAAACCAGCCUUAUGACUAUGAAUCCAUCAUGCACUAUGGGAUGUCUUAUUUCAGUAUAAAUGAAAGGCCAACGAUUGUGCCCAAAAACAAACCCAAGACCAUUGGACAGAGGUCCCAUCUGAGCAGAAUGGACAUAGUGAAACUAAAAGCCCUCUACUGCUGCUGAACCUCUCCAUGAUCCAGCUGCAAACUAUAACUGUUCCAAAUACUAAAUAAUAAAACUGGACAUAUGUGGUUCUCUUCAGAAGGGAAGAGGUGGUUGUGCAGGAUGUGAAAUUUUAUAAGGGUUUUGAAACUACCUUUUGGUGAGUUAUCAUUUGAGAAAUUGCAGAAGAUUUGAAAUUUUUACUUAAAGUAUUGACUGUAUAAAGUCUACACUUAACUUUUUUAAAGAACAUUGACAAAUCCAGUCCAUUAUGACCAGAACAAACCACUUUUGCAUUUGUUUGUAGAGUGAGCUCAAGUUUCUAUAAAUACUGAACUCUGGAGAGGUUUCUAGGGGGAAAAGACAAGUUAUUGGAGUCACUAAACCUUGGAUUUUUAGAACAACGCAUUGAAAUCAAUAUUUGAGGUUUAGGAGCUUAUGGCAGAAACUUUAAUUAGAAAACUCUUGUCUAUCAUAAAACAUUCACAUGGAGAAAGUAAGUGGAAAGUAGGAGUAGCUUAUAAAUUAGGGCUCGUAGUCACAAAGAAUCCUAAGACUAAAAGUAGCACUUCUUAAAAUUUCUCAAAUUCUAAGAUUUUUCUUUGAAUUUUCCCGCUGUAGGAUAAGUGAUUCACGAAGCAUCUUAGGCCUUAAAAAAGCUCCUAACGUUAGAUGUUAAGAUUAGUGAGGACUUUUAGCGAGUUUAAGAGUGUCUUCAGCAGAGAAGAUGGAGGAAAGACAGAGAUAUUCCCCAAACACUGAACAGUGAAUUAAAAAAACGCUACCAGCUCAAUCGUGCAGGGAUCCACCCCCUUAAUAGUCGAGUAAAUGAGCAUAUAAACUAUUACAAUCAUACAAUUAUUAAGAUAGAGAUUGACCUUAUCUCCCAAGAGCGAAUGUAUUUUCAGCAGCAGGACAGAUUAAAGGUGCACCUCUAGUAAGGUUAUAUUGAGGAUAAAUAAACAAUAACUAUGAAUAAAAAGUGCACACAAUUACCAAACAAUAUGGUGCAGAAUUAUUUCAAUAUUUACAAGUCCAGCUCUCACAAAAUAAAUUUGGGAAAAACUUUAAAAAAUACAAACUCUAGACACAAAACAGUACAAUUAGCACUAAAUACAUAGAAGGAAGAUGUAAAUGAGGUAUUUGCUGCAUUCUUCAUGAUGAUGUCAGCAGCCUCAGCCUAAA